This is a messenger RNA of Candidozyma auris, 1563 nucleotides long. RefSeq names its product histone acetyltransferase GCN5 (gene GCN5). Gene Ontology annotation, cellular component: histone acetyltransferase complex. NCBI's taxonomy places the organism in Eukaryota, Fungi, Ascomycota, Pichiomycetes, Serinales, Metschnikowiaceae. Bases 1 to 1563 code for a protein of 520 amino acids. Gene Ontology annotation, molecular function: histone H3 acetyltransferase activity; protein binding. The record is from RefSeq and is a predicted model, not a curated record. The transcript has a single exon. Gene Ontology annotation, biological process: positive regulation of transcription by RNA polymerase II; chromatin remodeling.
AUGGUAGACAGAAAACGUGGAACCGCGCCGUCAAGCGAAACGUCCACUAGAAAAUUCCGCAAAGGGGCACAUGCUGAACGUAUAAGGCGAGAGGAAGAGGCAGAACGCAAUUCCAAGGAGGCGUCGGAGAAGGAAAAAGACGAGGAGGAGGUGAGGGUCAAGACAGAGGAGGAUGAGCUCGAGGCGGACGGAAUCGAAGAUGACGAAGCCGAAAAAGACGCAUCCUUCGUUGACUCCGGUGAUAAAAGUGAAGAAAGUGGCGAGGAAGAAAAUGGGAAGGAUGGGGAUGUCAAGACGGAUGAGAAUGGGCAACAUGACGAGCACAAAAACGACAACGAUGACGGAGAGGAGGCCGACGAUGAUAAUGACAACGAAAUUGACAAUGAAAACGAAAACGAAAACGAAAACGAAAACGAUGGUGGCGACGAGGAUGAUGAGGAUGAGGAAGAGAAAAGACGAAUCACUACAUUUAAUUUCGACGGGGUAGAGUACUCCUUUAAAGAAAGGCCGUCUGUGCUCGAGGAAAGAGACGGCAAGAUAGAGUUUCGUGUGGUGAACAACGACAAUACGAAGGAAAACCUUAUAGUACUCACGGGACUUAAAAACAUCUUUCAAAAGCAAUUGCCAAAGAUGCCUCGUGAGUAUAUUCUGCGAUUGGUCUAUGACAGAUCGCAUUUAUCUAUGGCUGUCGUGAGAAAACCUCUUACUGUUGUCGGAGGAAUUACUUAUAGACCUUUCGACAAGCGUGAGUUUGCUGAGAUUGUGUUCUGUGCCAUUUCAUCCACCGAACAGGUUCGUGGUUAUGGUGCCCACUUGAUGAAUCACCUCAAAGACUACGUCCGUGCUACGUCUCCAGUGAAGUAUUUCCUUACCUAUGCAGAUAAUUAUGCCAUUGGGUACUUCAAGAAGCAGGGCUUCACCAAAGAAAUUACUCUAGAUAAGCUGGUGUGGAUGGGCUACAUCAAAGAUUAUGAAGGUGGUACUCUAAUGCAGUGCUCUAUGCUCCCAAAUAGACUAAGAUAUCUUGACCUGGCGAAAAUCUUACUUUUGCAAAAAGCAGCUAUAGAAAGGAAAAUCAAGAUGCGUUCCAAAUCCCACGUGGUACGUCCUGGUCUCAGAGUGUUUAAAAAUGCCGGACCUAAUUUCAAACUCCAAGCAAAGGACAUUCCGGGUCUUCUAGAAAGCGGAUGGCUGGAGGAAAUGGACAAGAUAGCACAAAAACCGAAGAGGGGCCCACAUUACAACUUCAUGAUGACACUUCUCCAGGAGUUGACCAACCACCCAUCUGCUUGGCCAUUCGCUGUUCCGGUUAACAAAGAAGAAGUUGGAGAUUAUUAUGAUGUCAUCAAGGAGCCCAUGGAUCUCAGCACCAUGGAGCUGAAGCUCGAAAACGAUAAGUACGAGUCAUUUGAGCAGUUCCUAUACGAUUGUCGCUUAAUCUUCAACAAUUGCAGAUCCUACAACGCUGAAACUACCACCUAUUACAAAAAUGCCACAAAACUCGAGAAAUUUCUUAACAAGAAGAUCAAAGAGAGCGCUGAUUACUCGCACUACUUGGACUAG